Colletotrichum fioriniae is the source of this 1827-nucleotide messenger RNA. RefSeq lists its product as uncharacterized. Gene Ontology annotation, biological process: negative regulation of phosphatase activity; negative regulation of transcription by RNA polymerase II. Gene Ontology annotation, molecular function: phosphatase inhibitor activity; transcription corepressor activity; chromatin binding. The record is from RefSeq and is a predicted model, not a curated record. Lineage: Eukaryota; Fungi; Ascomycota; Sordariomycetes; Glomerellales; Glomerellaceae.
AUGGCAGCAGUCAGGGACAGUUUCCUUGACCUGGAAAAACAUCGCCUGCAACUUGAAGACUCUGUUGCCAAGCUGCAGAAGGCUUUGCAGCACUGGCAAAAAUGGGAUGCUGAAUACGAGUCCUUGAAGGAGGAAAUCGAAUCGGUUCCUCAGCCUGCCAGUCGAGAGGUUCUCGCGCGCAUUCGCAGAGACUUUGAGGGCGAGGUCGUCGACAAGAAGGAGAUCAAUGACCUUUUUGGGCGCAUUGAUCUGAAACCUGCCGACCAGAUUGUCAACCUGCUUUCGCGUCGCAUCGACUAUGUUUCCAAGAACAUCGCCACUCUUGAGAAGCAGCUCGAGACUGCGGAACAGAAGCACGCUGCCACCAGCGUUCUCAGCAACCCUGAUGUGCGCGACGAGGACGGCUUGCCUAUAACGGAGAUUAUUGAGGAGCUCGACGAAGAGGGAAAUGUGCUCUCCAGCCGAUUGCAGCAGCCUGGCGACUCCAGCGCUCAGAUCAGGGAGAUCCUGGAGAAGGCAGGCGUAAAGGACAUCCCGGCUGGCCAACCCUCACAGACGGAGACGACAGAGCCCAUCGUGGAAGACAUUACCGACGAGCCUCUGGCUAAGGCAUCCGAGUCAUCAUCACCAUCCCAGGACCCCGCGCAGUCUGCAAAGGUGUCACUUCCCGAAGCAGAGGUUGACGACUCUGUGGCAGUCAAGAAGUCCGUUUCAUUUGCCGAAGACACCAAGCCCUCGGCAGAGCAGCAGGUGUCGAGGAACGCUCAACGGGUCGAAGAGAUCAUGCAGACGGCCAGGAGCCAGGAAGACAUCAGCCGCGAAGCGCCCGUCAUUCCCGAAGACGAGUCUGAGGAAGAUGCUUUCCUCCGCCGAGAGAUGCUGAAGUACGGUAUGGAAGAGGUGGGCCAAGUCGUGGCUGAACUCAACAUUGAAGAUGGCGAUGGCGAUGGCUCUGGCGACGAUGACGAGGACUGGGAGUAUGAGUACUCUGAUCUCGAGGACGACGAUGAAGAAGACAAGUUUGGUCGGUCUACUUCCAGCGUCCUGGACGACGGGUACCAUCAGCGGAUGUUGGAGCUUGAGAAGCGACUCGGGGUCAAGUCUCGCUUCACUGAGAAGUCAGAAGCAGACGACCAGGAUUCAGACGAAGAUCAACAAGGCAUUGGUCGCAUCAUCGUCAGCUCAGGUGACAAGGGCAAGACGGUCGAAGGCGCCAAGCCGUCGCCUGUGCCCACGGCGUCCAUUCUGAGGACCUCUUCCCCAACAGACGCGGACGAGAGCAAGAAGAGCGUACGCUUUGCACAGAGCCUGGACGUCGCUCCAGACAGCGUUGCCGAACCCGCUGCUACGCCGCCGACUGUUCCGCAACCACCGCCAGAGCCCAUCGUGGAGCCUCUCAGCGAUAUUGUGGAGCGUACUGGUCCCGCUAAGCAAGCGGAGGCCAAGUCCACCCGCAAGGCGUCUCGUUUCAAGAAGCAGAAGGCAGCGCCAACGGUCGUUGAUGAUGGCUUCGUUCCGAUGGGCCCGCGCGAUGUGCCGUCACGCUUCAUCGACCAGGACAGGCCCACAGCCCCGACAGGACCUGAGGGGAAGAUACUGGCAGACGCGGUCGUCGAGAAGGAGAGCAAGCCUCAGGACGAAAAUGCAUUUGACGAAGACUUCAUUGACCAGGAUCUCGCCGACGAGUAUCACCGACAACGGCGGAACUUCAUCCAGAAACAGGGCGGCUUCCUCCAAGAGGACACCUCUGUGGUCCGGCCUCUUGACGAAGCUGAUGGUGGUCAGCGCAUCAGCAAGUUCAAAGCUGCACGCCUCUCCAAGCAGUGA